AGGUGGCGGAAAGUUUGCGGAGUGGCUGGCGGCGGUGGCGGCGCUGCGGUCCCCUCCCGCUUUCUUUACUUUUUUCUACACACCCGUCUCCCACCGCCUUCCCCCAUCAGCGGUCGCUCCGGGGCAUGAGCGGCAGCCGCCACCCGCGCUGAGAAGCAGGAGGUCGUGCCGCGCUCGGCUCUGUCAGUGGGGCGAACGCCAGGGACGGGAGCGCGGGCAGUGGCUCCGAGCCCGCCAUGCUCCGCCGGCUCGGCUCGGCGCUCGCCGUCCUCCCGGUGCUGCUCCUGCUGCCGCUGCUGCUGGGCGGCCGCCCCGCCGCCGCCCGCUGCCCCGCGCCUUGCCGCUGCGCUGGGCACCUCGUCGCCUGCAGCCGCCUGGAGUCGAGCCGGCUGCCCGAGCGGCUGCCGCGGGGGGCGGUGCAGCUGGACUUAAGUCACAACAAAUUAUCUUCAAUCAAGACCAGUAUCUUGGAUCACCUUCAUAGUCUUCAGGAAGUGAAGUUGAACAACAAUGAACUGGAGAUCAUUCCAGAUCUGGGACCAGUCUCAGCAAAUAUAACUCUUCUGUCUUUGACCAGUAACAAGAUUGCCAACGUUUUGUCUGAACAUCUGAAGCCGUUUCAGAGUCUAGAAACUUUGGACUUGAGCAACAACAACAUAUCAGAGCUAAAAGUUUCAUCAUUUCCAUCGUUACAACUCAAGUAUCUACAUUGUUUCAACAGGUAUAUUAACAGUAACCGAAUAACCUCUAUGGAGCCUGGUACCUUUGACAAUUUGUCUACCACACUUCAAGUAUUGAAACUGAACAGGAACAAAAUUUCAGCAAUUCCUCAAAAGAUGUUUAAACUGUCCCAUCUGCAGCACCUGGAGCUGAAUCGCAACAAAAUCAAAAAAAUAGAUGGACUCACUUUCCAAGGACUUCCUGCUUUGAAAUCAUUAAAACUGCAGAGAAAUGGGGUUACAAGGCUUAUGGAUGGUGCUUUCUGGGGUUUGACCAACAUGGAAGUCUUGCAGCUGGACCACAACAACUUAACAGAGGUAACCAAAGGCUGGCUUUAUGGCUUACUGAUGCUGCAACAACUCCAUCUCAGCCAAAAUGCCAUCAGCAGGAUCAGUCCUGAUGCCUGGGAAUUUUGCCAAAAACUCAGUGAACUAGAUUUGACAUUCAAUCAGUUAGCAAGGUUAGAUGAUUCAAGCUUCAUUGGUUUAAGCGUGCUGGUUGGACUGUACAUCGGAAACAACAAAGUAAACUACAUUGCUGAUUGUGCCUUCAAGGGACUUUCCAGUCUACAGAUUUUGGAUCUGAAAAACAAUGAAAUAUCAUGGACUAUUGAAGAUAUGAAUGGUGCUUUCUCUGGCCUAGAUAAACUUAAGAAGCUGAUACUCCAAGGAAACAGGAUUAGAUCUAUUACAAAGAAAGCAUUUUCUGGUUUGGAUGCACUUGAGCACUUAGAUCUAAGUAACAAUGCAAUUAUGUCAGUUCAAGGAAAUGCAUUUUCACAAAUGAAGAAACUCAAAGAAUUGCACUUCAACACAUCAAGUCUCUUGUGUGACUGCCAGUUGAAAUGGCUACCACAGUGGAUGUCAGAGAACAACUUCCAGAGCUUUGUAAAUGCCAGUUGUGCCCAUCCUCAGCUGCUAAAAGGGAGAAGUAUUUUUGCUGUCAGCCUGGAUGGGUUUGUCUGUGAUGAUUUUCCUAAACCACAGAUCACUGUCCAGCCAGAAACCCAGUCAGCAAUUAAAGGCUCCAAUUUGAGUUUUGUGUGUUCAGCAGCCAGCAGCAGUGAUUCCCCAAUGACUUUUGCAUGGAAGAAAGACAACGAAUUACUGCAAGACGCUGAAAUGGAGAAUUAUGCACACCUCCGGGCCCAGGGCGGAGAAGUGAUGGAGUACACCACCAUCCUUCGACUGCGGAAUGUGGAAUUCAGUAAUGAGGGGAAAUACCAGUGUGUUAUUUCAAAUCAUUUCGGUUCAUCCUACUCUGUCAAAGCCAAACUUACAGUAAACAUGCUGCCUUCAUUUACAAAAAUCCCCAUGGACUUGACCAUUCGAGCUGGGGCAAUGGCACGUUUGGAAUGUGCUGCAGUUGGGCAUCCUGUCCCACAGAUUGCUUGGCAGAAAGAUGGUGGAACAGAUUUUCCUGCAGCACGCAAGAGGCGCAUGCAUGUCAUGCCUGAAGAUGAUGUAUUCUUUAUUGUUGAUGUAAAGAUCGAGGACACAGGUGUUUACAGCUGUACAGCUCAAAACACUGCUGGAAGCAUUUCAGCUAAUGCAACAUUAACAGUACUAGAAACACCAUCAUUUUUGCGGCCUUUGCUGGAUCGAACUGUAACAAAAGGUGAAACUGCCGUCUUGCAGUGCAUUGCUGGUGGUAGCCCUCCACCACGACUGAACUGGACUAAGGAUGACAGCCCUCUCAUGGUAACAGAAAGACACUUCUUUGCUGCAGGCAAUCAGUUACUAAUUAUUGUGGAUGCAGAUGUAGAAGAUGCCGGGAAGUACACUUGUGAAAUGUCUAAUACACUUGGAACAGAACGAGGCAACAUCCGACUUAAUGUAAUUCCUACUCCCACCUGUGACUCUCCUCAAAACGUUGCCCCAUCACUUGAUGAUGAUGGAUGGGCCACAGUUGGCAUUGUGAUCAUAGCUGUGGUUUGCUGUGUGGUGGGCACUUCCUUGGUGUGGGUGGUCAUCAUCUACCACACCAGACGGAGAAAUGAAGAUUGCAGCAUCACAAAUACAGAUGAAACAAAUUUGCCUGCUGACAUUCCAAGUUACCUGUCAUCCCAGGGGACACUGGCUGAAAGGCAGGAUGGAUAUGGCUCAUCUGAAAAUGGCAGUCACCAUCAGUUCCUCUCAUCUUCUACAGGAGGGUAUUUCCUGCAGCAGAGGGACAGUAAUGGCAUUUGCCAUCUAGAUAACAGCAGUGAGACAGACUUGGAGGGUGUUGCGGAUCCAUUUCUUUGCCACUAUCUGGGGACUUCGGGAACUUUGUAUUUAAAAGGCAGCGCUUACAGUUCUGACGCAUUUGAAGCAUACGGUACAAGUUGCAGCCCUGACCAGAGAACAGCAGGCUUGGGCCUUUACGAGUCUGGAUAUUUAAAGAAAAAGGAAUGCUGUCAAUACUCACCUCCACAGGAAGAUCCCUUUGACCAGUGUGUUGGCAUUAUUGGAACACAGGCUACAAGUAGCAGAUUGAUGAACUCUAUUUAUACUCAAAAUGAAGGAACGGGACUGAAAAGCAGAAGUCUCAAUUCAGACACAUUUGACUUAAACAGAAGUUUGGAACCCUCAUCUAUUAUGAGUAAAAGCACUUUCAUGGGAACAUUUGGAAAGCCUUUAUGGAGGCCUCAGCUGGACUCUCUUUCAAGCUGUAGACAGCCUGCAAAUUGCCAACCAAAAACCUCCCAUAAUAAUCAUCAUGUCUCACUGGACUUUGAUGCAGAGGCAGAUGAAGAGGGAAAGGAAAGGACAGUUUCUAGAGGAGAAAAUAGCUUUUAUACUUGCAAACAGUCCUUUGAAAACUUUAGGACUUCUACUUUCCAAUCCUCUGAUUUGGAUACGUAGCUCCUUUUGGAAUUAAUGAUUUGUGGAACCAAAGAAAUAAUUUUACAUACUACUACCUCAGUAUGGAACUUUAUUUAAAAAGGAAAUAAGGAGAAGAAGGGAAGAAAGAAACCCCAUGAUGCUCUGAAAUCAGAAGAAAAAAUAUAUUUUUUUUUCCAAUAAAGCAUAAUUUCCAAGAUGCUCUACAUUGGUUAUACAGGAAAAAAAUCCUAUAUUUGUAAUUAUUUUAUAGCCUUUUUUAAAUGCAAAUAAUAUGUUUUGUAAAUUAAUGGUGUAAAUAAUACAAUGUGUGUAUUUCUAUGUCAGACUUCAUUUUCUUGAAAUGAGUAGUAAGCAUUCUAAUUUUGUACUGUUUCUUGUACCUUUUUACAAAUGGAAACUACAUGCUGUUUGCAUGUACCAUGCAUCUUAUUUGCACAUUACUUUAAUAAAAUAUGCUGCCAUGUGGUCUCUGAUCCACAUUAGUGUAUGAAGAAUGAAAAGUGUGAAUUACGUUUGUAGGCAGUGUUGCAAAUGUAGGUGCUUUCUGAUGCGUGUUUGCACCUUCAUUUGACUUAAACUUGCACCUUUAGAUUUACUGUGUAAAAUAUGUUCAUCUUCAGAGAGUGCGUGUGGUCCUGCCACAGCUACUGGUAGGUGGGUUGCAGCUAUAUGAACCAAAACAAGGCUGUAAAUCCUCCAGUUUGUGAAUUCCCCCUGUCAGAUGUGCACACACAUGCUCUAAGUUUUCAUGCCUAUGAGGCUGUAGUACCAGCAAUUUCCCUGUGCCUUUGUUAGUGAGCCUGCAUCUGGUGUAGGGAUAUACACACUAGAUAUACAAAUUCAUAUCAAGCUAUUUAGCAAAAGAAAAAAAAAAGGCACUGGAUGUCUGCCUGGUAACCUAGCUUUUCUCCGAGUGGCUUAGUGUCAAGUGUUUGCCAAAUACACAGUGCAUGCCUGAAUUCCUGCUUUCCCAUACCCUUUCUCCCUCUUUUUUCCUUCUGCAGCCACUCCCUGCUUAACAUGAGGAGGUAAUCCAAGAACACAAUACUGGGGGUUUUUUUGUUUAAUUCAUGCUUCUGUUCCUUACUUGGCUGCCCUUCUCUGGUUACAGAUGAGAUCUGUGCUUUAUUUAAUUGCUCAGUCAAGUUGAGAAAUUGUAGACACUUGCUGGAUUAUAU
Zonotrichia leucophrys gambelii is the source of this 4726-nucleotide messenger RNA. RefSeq names its product leucine rich repeats and immunoglobulin like domains 3 (gene LRIG3). NCBI's taxonomy places the organism in Eukaryota, Metazoa, Chordata, Aves, Passeriformes, Passerellidae. The coding region runs from base 237 to 3566 and encodes 1109 amino acids. The record is from RefSeq and is a predicted model, not a curated record. The transcript has 19 exons. Gene Ontology annotation, molecular function: protein binding.